UCUCGCUGUUCCCCCCAACAACUCGUUCCCAACCUGCUGCAGCUUCACUCUCAUCGAACAGCAGGUAGUGCUUUCUGAGAAAAAAUGACGCCAAACAAUGGGACGCUGGAUGACUACACCUGCUCGCGGGCGUUGAUCUUACCGCUGAUCAGCGAGUUUACGUGGCCGAUCGAGGUGCGAGCUUUUCUCUACUUAUUUGGCUUGCUGUACUGCUUCAUGGGUGUGGCCAUCAUCGCCGACAUCUUUAUGGGCGCCAUCGAGAAAAUCACUUCCACAACUCGUAAAGUAUACUUGUCGAGGGGGGAUUCUCAAGAACCGGAAGUGAUUGAAGUCCGUAUCUGGAAUGACACGGUGGCCAAUUUGACGCUAAUGGCUUUGGGUUCGUCAGCCCCCGAAAUUCUGUUGUCUAUCAUAGAAAUUGUCGGAAACAACUUUGAAUCCGGUUCGUUGGGUCCAGGCACAAUCGUUGGUUCAGCUGCCUUCAAUUUGAUGGGUAUUAGCGCGGUGUGCGUUGCUGCUAUCCCUGGUGUCGAAUCACGCCAAAUCAAAGGACUGCGAGUUUUCGCCAUCACGGCCGUAUUCAGCAUAUUGGCUUACCUCUGGUUGAUCUUCGUAUUGAUGGGAGUCAGCAAAAAUGUGGUUGAAGUGUGGGAGGCAGUCGUCACUUUCCUGCUCUUUCCCAUUCUGGUGUACUUGGCUUAUUUGGCCGAUAAAGGAUUCCCGUGGAACAAGUCACGCGUUAGCGCAACGACAGCAAACGGCAAGCAAAUUGAGCUUGGCUCCAUCCAGCCGGGUGAGUUGGAAGCCAUGGUGGAUGGACACACUCUCACCAAAGAUGGACAAGUGGACCCCAACGAGUUGGCCAAAUGGGUCCGACACGCGUCGCGAAUGGGACUCACUGGAGAAGAUGCUGCAAAACUGGCGGCUUACAAGCUCAUCACGAGCAAGGAGCACUCGCGAGCCUGGUACCGAAUUGGAGCGACCCGUGUUUUCUCCGGCAGCAAGAAAGUUCAGCCCCAACUUAGCAUCAAACUCAGAGAGGUUUAUGAUGCCAUCAAUGAGCACCCGGAUGCUGACAGCCUUGGCCCAUUGAUCGAGACCACCCCGAAGAACAAAGCAACCAUCGAAUUCCAUGCAAUUGCCUGUGCAGUGCCCGAAAGCGUCGGCAGAUUUCCCAUCACAAUCGUGCGCCACGGGAAAACGGAUAACUCCGUGUCCGUCAGAGUCGAAACCAUUGAUGGUAGUGCUGUGGGAGGAGAAGAUUUCGUUUCUCUCAAUCAAGUGGUUGUUUUCGAGGCCAACGAAGUUGAGAAACAGGUAACGGUGGAGAUCCUUGAUGAUACCCAGUACGAACCGGACGAGCAGUUCUAUUUGAAAUUGAGCUUAACUGGGACCAAAACGGGGAAGCAGCAGGAUGUAGUGCUUGGCCGUAUUUCCAUCAUGGAAGUUACUGUUCUAAACGAUGAUGAUCCAGGCACCAUUACUUUUGAAGAACGUGGCAUUUUAGUUAAAGAAUCUGUAGGUGUGGCCCAAAUACCUGUGCUACGUAAAAAUGGUGCCGACGGCGAAGUUAGCGUCCACUGGCGUACAGUUGACAAAAACGCCAUCAGUGGUAAGGGCUAUAUCGGAGGUGAAGGCAGACUGGUGUUUAAGCACGCUGAGAUGAAACGUGUUAUCGAAAUACCAAUUUCGAACGACAUGUUACCGGACAAAGACGAAUGCUUCGAAGUAGAAUUAUCCGAGCCUACUGGCGGAGCUGUUCUAGGAUCCAUCACCAAGUUGGCCGUUACUAUCACGAACGAUGAAGAAUUCAAUUCGGUAUUGAAUCGCCUAGCGGAUAUGACUACAGCUAACGUGGACUCGAUGGAAGUGCAUCACAAUACUUGGACCAGCCAGAUAAAGGAUGCCAUGAAUGUAAACGGAGGUGAUAUUGAGAAUGCCACCACUUCGGACUAUGUCAUGCAUUUCUUGUCUUUUGGAUGGAAGCUGUUGUUUGCGUUUGUUCCGCCAGCGGGAAUUUGGGGCGGCUGGCUGUCGUUCUUUGUUUCGUUGGCUGUCAUUGGCGCCCUAACAGCAAUCGUUGGAGACUUGGCUAGCAUUUUCGGGUGUCUGGUUGGACUUGACGACGCCGUCACCGCCAUCACCUUCGUGGCGCUGGGAACGUCGCUUCCGGAUUUGUUCGCAAGUCGCACGGCCGCUAAGAAUGAGAAAUACGCUGAUAAUGCUAUAGGAAACGUUACGGGAAGUAAUUCCGUCAACGUGUUCCUGGGUCUCGGUUUACCUUGGCUCAUCGCAAGUGUAUACCACGCGUCAAAGGGAGCUGAAUUUAAGGUGGAAGCCGGAAGUCUUGGAUUUUCAAUCACCAUUUUCACCAUCACUGCCGUUCUGUCGUUGGCGCUGCUGGUAAUAAGGAGAUGUUCCGCUGCAUGUGGCCGUGGAGAGUUAGGAGGACCUCUGGGAACUCGUUACGCUUCAGCUAUCUUUCUCGUGACCCUGUGGAUGGCUUACGUGAUUCUCUCAUCUCUAGAGACAUACGGGCACAUAAAAAGCUUUUAAUUCAAAGCAUCCCAAAAGGACAUGACAAACUAUAUAAUACUGCCUCUAUCGAAAGUACUCACCAUUCACAAACGCCACACUCCAUCUGUAUUCGAGAUGACCGUUUCAUAAAAAGGUGCGUUCCAUACAAAAUUAACCGAAAAAACGAUCAACUGUCAAUCGCUGAAGCUGUCGCCGUGGGCCAACGACGACGAAUUCCACUGCUGGCCAUGAUGACUGGUUAAUCGAGGAAAUCUGAUAUAACCACACUAUAACUACUGUCACUUCAUUUGCACGCCUUUUUCAGCAGGUGUGACUGAAUCGUUUACAUCGGAAAGUAACAAUUUCUUAGGUUUCACUGGAACACGUUUCACUGUAUGCUGUUUUUGUCUCUAGCAAAGUGUGUGGGAUUAAUGAGAAAGCGUGUGCUGUAUCUCUUGAAGUGCAUACCAAAUUUUAUAUAUAUUUUGAAAAUUUGCAACGUACAAAAUUUUUAAUACCAGAUCUUUUAGCGUUUCCUUUUGACAUUUGCAAUGGCUGUUACACUUCUUGGAUAGAUUACUACACCUCGUUUUCUUGUUCUACCAUGAGCUCUAAAAGAGUCACUUCCCGCUGAAUCAAGUAUUAUAACAAUUAACUAACCAACACAUCCAUUUAUGGGCUGCGCAUCGUUUUUCGCAAAAUCAAAUGGGUCGCCUCUCGUUCUUCAGCAAUAUACUGACUUUUUGAUGGUAA
Messenger RNA from Daphnia magna, 3270 nucleotides. RefSeq names its product sodium/calcium exchanger 3. The record is from RefSeq and is a predicted model, not a curated record. NCBI's taxonomy places the organism in Eukaryota, Metazoa, Arthropoda, Branchiopoda, Diplostraca, Daphniidae. Gene Ontology annotation, cellular component: membrane. Bases 85 to 2556 code for a protein of 823 amino acids. Gene Ontology annotation, biological process: transmembrane transport; calcium ion transport; cell communication. Gene Ontology annotation, molecular function: calcium:sodium antiporter activity. The transcript is spliced from 21 exons.